AUGAAAACAGAUUUUGAAGUGUCACAUUCAACUAUAAAAUCUAUAAGAAAAGCUAUAUACGAUAAAAGACGGAAAAAUUGUCCUCCUUUCCCAGAUUCAUUGGCCUCUGUUAUGUUUCAGUUAAGACAAAUGGAAGAUAAUGAUUGUCUGAAAUUCAAAAAUGAAAAAUUUGUUCACGCUCCAGACGAUUUUCAAUUUAUUUGCAUUACAACGAAGACAAAUAUUAAUAUAUUAUUACAGUGUGAAGAUGUAUUUGUAGAUAGUACGUUUGAAUACGCACCCAAAUACUUUAUGCAACUUUACACAAUACAUGGGUUAAAAAAUGGUUAUUAUCUACCUUUAGUUUUUUUUUUUUUAAUUGAUAAAUUCAAAGAAACGUAUAUUCAAAUGUGGACGUAUUUAAUUAAAUUAUGCUCAAAAUAUUCUUCUGAAAUAUUAAAUAUAAAACAAUUGCAUGUCGAUUUUGAAGUUGCUGCCCAUGAAGCUGCAAAAACAGUGUUUCCUGAAGUAAAAAUUAUUGGGUGUCAAUUCCAUUUAGGCCAAGCUUGGUGGCGUAAGAUUCAAAAUCACAGUACCUUACGAACAUCAUAUAAUAAUGAAGACAAAUUGGGCCAGUGGUUAAAAUUAUUUUUUGGACUACCAUUCCUACCAUUCGAUAAAGUUGAAGAUGGUUUUAUUCAACUUAUGAAUUUGUGUCCAAAUGAAAUCGAGGGUCAUAUAUUUAGUGAUUACAUCUUAAAUACUUAUAUUGAACCUGGCUGCUUAUUCCCCCCUAAAAUAUGGGCAAAAGAGCCAUCAAUUAUACCUAGAACAACAAAUGGUGCAAAAAGCUUUCACAAGAUGUACAGUGGGCUAUUUCAUAGGGCUCAUUCACCAACACAUGUGGUUAUAUCAAUACUAAAAGAAAUCCAAGUCGAAACAAUGAAGAAAAUAUGUUUAAUUUCAAAAGGAAUAAUUAAUAAAAAUAUGGUUCUACCUGAUUUAAAACGGAUUAAAGCUUCUAUUAAAAUAUAUGAACAGUAUAAAAUUGACGAAAAUAUUACAAUGUAUUUAUCUGAAAUUGGCUCUAUUUACCAGCGAUAA
Molecule: messenger RNA, 1083 nt
Organism: Rhopalosiphum padi (bird cherry-oat aphid)
Lineage: Eukaryota; Metazoa; Arthropoda; Insecta; Hemiptera; Aphididae
Source: RefSeq, a predicted model, not a curated record